AUGCCCAUCCCUCGCCACAUGCGCUAUGUGCAGGGAGAUCUGGAGCCAGAGGAGCAGCAGCGGAUGAUCAAGGAGGCGACGGAGAAGUUGAAGAGCGACAACGACGAAGACAUGUGCAUGGCGGCGGAGAGUCUGUACCACAUGACUUCCUUCACCUCUGGCGUCUCCAUCGAUAACCACAACGCCAUGACGGAUUAUGACAAGGCUGUCUUCCUGGGGAAAGAAUCUUCAUCAACGGGCGAGAACGAGGCAGAGCAAAAUGGGCCUGUACAUGUUGACGGCAGGAGGUACAUGAUGGGAGACGGAUUCAUGCUGAUGGAGGACUCAACUGAGGAGGGAGCGAAAGCAGACAAGCAUGCCAGGAGGGUGGCCGUAAUGCACUCAAGGAGUUGUAUAGACAACAGAGUCGUCAUCGGAAAGGUGGAAGGGAUCUUUGAAGACUUGGUGAAUGUGAUGAGAAGAGGUUCGGCGCAAGCUCGGUUUGAGGCGUGUCGAGCUGCAUCUCAAGUGAUCUCUCUGACCCAGAACGCAAGAGGUGUAUGUGACACGUUCAAGAUUGCUUUCAGGAACAAUGAGAACAAGGUUGCUCUUGCCAACGUCCCGGGGGUCCUCGAAGCGAUUAGGGAAGUCCUGCAACAGGCGUACGAGGACAAAGAUCAGAAGUGUAUCACGCAAGCAUGCAGAGUGCUAGGGGGCAUCGUAUCAGGAAACAGACAACUGCAUGAAGCCAUCGCCAAGGACGAGAAGUUGAUCGGCAUGUUGCGCUCGUUCCUAGAGCAAGGGGACGAGGAGGCUUCGGGGCAGGCAGGGAAGGUUCUCAACUGUGUAUCAGCUCAUAUCCCGCUAUGA
This is a messenger RNA of Guillardia theta CCMP2712, 849 nucleotides long. RefSeq lists its product as hypothetical. Lineage: Eukaryota; Cryptophyceae; Pyrenomonadales; Geminigeraceae. The transcript is spliced from 9 exons. The record is from RefSeq and is a predicted model, not a curated record. The coding region runs from base 1 to 849 and encodes 282 amino acids.